AUAAGGGAUCAUUUGUGUCACAUUUUCGCUUAUAAAAAUGUGACUUUUUUUCUUUGUUGCAAAUUAAACGCCGUUUGUCUGUCUUUAUCAUGACUUCUUCUUCUCUAAAAUUGGUUAAAUGGAGUUUCAUUUUUUUGGUGUUAAACCAUAAUUUUCAGAGAAUUGAGGGGUGUUUCGACUCUAUUAUUAGUUUCGGCGAUUCGCUUGCUGACACAGGAAAUAAACUUCAUAUCUCUCUAAACAAAACCCCUCCUUCCCAUUUCUCCUUGCCACCUUAUGGUGAAACCUUCUUUCAUCAUCCUACCGGUCGAUUUUCUGAUGGACGUCUUGUUAUAGAUUUUAUUGCUGAGAGUUUGGGGCUCCCAUUAGUGCCAGCAUAUUUGGAAGGAAAAGAUGAAAGGAAUAAUGUAAAAUUCAGGCAAGGUGUGAAUUUUGCCGUGGGAGGGGCAACAGCACUUGAUUCUGCCUACUUGUUGGAUAAGGGAAUAAUACCCAAUAACAAUGUGUCUUUGGGGACUCAAAUGGAUUGGUUCAAAGAUAUGAUGACUUCUUUUUGCAAAUUUCCUUCAGAAUGCGAGGAAUUUCUUCAAAACUCAUUGAUACUUAUGGGAGAAAUUGGAGGCAAUGAUUUCAACUAUGGUUUUCUUGGUAACAGCACUAAGGAAGAGGUUGAAUCAUAUGUUCCAGCAGUCGUCAAGACUAUUAGUUCAGCUAUACAGGAAUUAAUCGAGUUAGGUGCAAGCACACUGUUAGUUCCAGGGGAUUUGCCGAUUGGAUGUUCAACUGCUUAUCUCACAAAAUUUAUGCACUCAGAUAAGGGGCAGUAUGAUCCCAAAACUGGUUGUAUUAAUUGGCUUAACAAAUUCUCGCAGCAAUAUAAUGAGCUUCUUCAGAAGGAACUUCAUCUUCUUAGAGACCUUAAUCCUGCUGCUACAAUAAUCUAUGCUGACUACUACAAUGCAGCCAUGCAAUUUUAUGCCUCUCCAAAGAGCCAUGGGCACAUAAGGAGAUCAAAUUUCCAUCCCUUUUGCGAGAUGAAAAUUUUUAACACUUCCCGCACGCCCAGACCUUGUUAGCUGGAGCGUGGACACUAUAAUAUAGGGGGAACAUUGGUGAACAGAGAAACUGGAAUGAAUCUGGAUUUGAUAUCAUGUAAAGAUGGGUCUAACUCAACCUCAAAAUCUAGCUUCACGGAGGAUUGUCCAAUUCCAUAUAAGGAGAUCAAAUUCUCAACAAUUUAUUGAUCACUUCAUUGAAUGAAGUGCUAAUCUUAUGAUUCGUUCAAAAAAUUCAAUGAAUUAUUACAGGUUUUCGAAAAGGAGCUUUAGUUGCAUGUUGUGGAGCAGGAGGUCCAUACAACUUCAAAUUUUCAGCACUGUGUGGGGAUCCAUCAGCAAGAGAUAUUUGCAGUGACACUUCAGUGUAUGCUAGUUGGGAUGGAAUGCAUU
Solanum lycopersicum (tomato) is the source of this 1448-nucleotide messenger RNA. RefSeq names its product GDSL esterase/lipase At1g28580-like. Lineage: Eukaryota; Viridiplantae; Streptophyta; Magnoliopsida; Solanales; Solanaceae. Gene Ontology annotation, molecular function: hydrolase activity, acting on ester bonds. The record is from RefSeq and is a predicted model, not a curated record.